AUGGUCAAGGAGGGUAUUUGCCAAAAUCAGUGUUCACCCAUAGACAUUCUUUUAUGGUUAAGUGGAGACCAUAAGAUAACAACGACAACUCAAAUUGAUCAAUUAAUAUCUUCAGAGUUGCCAGAUCCUGCUCAGCAUCCAAAAUUGUUUAGAGCUGUAUCUACAUAUAUGAUUCAUGGACCAUGUGGUAGAGCAUUCUCAAAAUCUCCCUGCAUGAAAGAUGGGUACUGCACCAAAUAUUAUCCCAAGACAUUCAGUAAAACCACAGUUAUCGAUGAUAGUGGAUACCCAUCAUAUAGAAGACGAGACACAGGGGUGGUUACUGAGAAGAAGGGAGUCCAUAUGAAUAAUAGGAAUGUGGUUCCAUACAAUGCAUAUCUACUGAUGUCUUAUCAAGCGCAUGUUAAUGUAGAGUACUGCAACAAGUCGAAUGCUAUCAAAUAUUUGUUCAAGUAUGUGAAUAAAGGUCCAGACAGGGUAGCAGUUGGAGUUACAAAGGAAGCUUCCAGUGGAGAGGAUGCUCAGGUUAUUGAUGAGAUCAAACAAUUCUAUGAUUGCAGAUAUUUGUCUGCAUGUGAGGCUGUGUGGAGAACCUUAGCGUAUGAUAUUCAUCAAAGGUGGCCUUCAGUGAUGAGAUUAACUUUUCAUUUGCCUGGAGAGCAAAAUAUCAUCUUUAAAGAUGAUGACGAUCAUGAAGAAAUUGUGGAAGAAGAGGAAGGAAAAUGUACAAUGUUCUUAGCAUGGAUAGAGGCCAAUAAAAAAUUUGAAGCAGGUCAAACUUUGACGUAUGCUGAGUUUCCAAAUCAAUUUGUUUAUGAUAGAGAAUCAAGGGUGUGGCAUCCACGCAAAAGAGGGUAUUCUAUCGGGAGGUUAAAUUAUGUUCCACCGGGUACAGGUGAUAUUUAUUAUAUGAGAAUUUUGUUAGCUGUUCAGAGAGGUUGCACAACAUAUGAGUCUAUUAGGACAGUUAAUGGAAUUACAUAUUCUAGCUUCCAAGAUGCUUGCUAUUCCAUGGGACUACUGUGCGAUGAUAGGAAAUUCAUUGCAGCUAUUAAUGAGGUAGCUGAACUUGCAUCUGGUCAUCAAUUGAGAAAAUUAUUUGCGAUGCUACUGAUAUCUAAUAUCAUUAGCAACCCAGAGCGUGUUUGGAAUGCAACUUGGACAUUAUUGGCUACUGGAAUACUAUAUUAG
Molecule: messenger RNA, 1191 nt
Organism: Arachis stenosperma
Lineage: Eukaryota; Viridiplantae; Streptophyta; Magnoliopsida; Fabales; Fabaceae
Exons: 1
Coding region: 1-1191 (396 amino acids)
Source: RefSeq, a predicted model, not a curated record